Messenger RNA from Linum tenue, 3197 nucleotides. Lineage: Eukaryota; Viridiplantae; Streptophyta; Magnoliopsida; Malpighiales; Linaceae. The record is from the annotation of a GenBank genome assembly.
GAAACAAACCGGCGGGAACCACUUUUAAUUAUGGCCAGUUUGGGCGCGCCAUCUCCCUUCACCCUUAUCUGCAUAGCGCGCAACUGCAGCUGCAGACAGACUUCUAAACUAUAAAAAAAAAAAACGUUAGCUAGCAACUUUUUGAGCUAAAACAGAAGCAAAUCCCUAGCGCAGAGACAUCAGACAUCCGUCAGCGCGGAUUGCCUGGUGGGCCUGAUAGAUAUUCUUCUUGGCGAGGAGAGCUCGGGUAAACCAAGACCGCCACCUGAGAUCGAAGCUAGGGGAGAGAAAAACCAUCACCUGCGCCCUCGAAUUGUAUUGUCUCAGAGGUUUUUCGAAUUUUCGGCUGUGGCCUGAGAUUUCCCCUUGCGCCUACGAAUCAGGAUCAAUUCAAUGCGAGUAUGACCCAUGUUCAAGCCAUAUCCAUCUUGAUCUCCACCUUUCACCAUGGCAAGAAUGCUUUGGCUAUUGAUCAGAGAACCUUUGCCAAGUACACAGAAAAAACAGCUUUUGAGAGGCCAUUAAUGAGUGGUGUGGCAUAUGCUAUAAGGGUCCUUCACUUGGAAAGGGAGAAGUUCGAGAGGCAACAAGGUUGGUCCAUAAGAAAGAUGAACACCGUUCAACAAAAUCCAGUUCAUAAGGACAUUCACAUGCCAGAGAAGUUUGAGCCAUCUCUAGUCCAAGAGGAAUAUGCUCCAGUGAUCUUGGCUCAAGAUACUGUUGCUCAUAUGGUUUCUCUUGAUCUGCUGUCCGGGAAAGAAGAUUGUGACAAUGCGCUACGAGCAAGAGAAUCCGGGAAAGGGGUACUAACUACUCCUUUUAGGUUAUUGAAAACCAAUCGCCUUGGUGUAAUUUUGACAUUUGCUGUCUAUAAAAGGGAUCUCCCUUCAGAUGCAACUCCAAAGGACAGGGUGGAAGCUACUGAUGGGUAUUUGGAAGGUAUCUUCGACAUCGAGUCACUCGCAGAGAACUUAUUUCAACAGUUUGCAGGCAAAAAAACCAUCCUGGUUAACCUAUAUGACACAACUAAUCGUUCUCAGCCAAUCAGUAUGUAUGGCUCCGAAGUAUAUGUGGACAAAUUGGAGCACGUGAUUGCCCUUAACUUCGGUGACCCCCUUCGAAACCAUGAAAUGCGUUGCAGAUUCAAGCACAAAGCUCCAUUGUCGUGGCUUGCAAUAACGACUACAGGUUCUACUCUUGUGAUUACUUUGCUUCUCGGAUACAUAGUCUUUGCAACCAUGAACCAUAUGGCCAAAGUACAGGAGGAAUACAAUCGGAUGGUUGAGUUAAAGAAAAAGGCUGAGGCUGCUGAUGUUGCAAAGUCUCAGUUUCUUUCUACUGUUUCUCAUGAGAUUAGGACCCCAAUGCAUGGUGUAUUAGGAAUAUUAGAUAUCCUUUUAGACACUGAUCUUGAUGUGACGCAACAAGACCAUGUCCGAACCGCACAAGCUAGUGGAAAAACUCUUGUCUCACUUCUGAAUGAGGUGUUGGACCAAGCAAAGAUAGAGUCUGGGAAGCUUGAUCUUGAAUCCGUACCGUUUGACCUUAGAGCCAUUAUGGACGAUGUUUUGUCUCUCUUCUCUGGGAAGUCUCAGGAGAAUGGGGUUGAGCUGGCAGUCUAUAUCUCUCACCAUGUUCCUGAUAUGCUCAUCGGUGAUCCGGGAAGGUUCCGACAAAUCAUCACCAAUCUCAUGGGAAACUUAAUUAAAUUCACUGAGAAAGGACACAUUUUUGUUACUGUCCAUCUUGUUGAGGAAGUGAUGGAAACCACAGACAUUGAAAGAGAAGCAUCAUCAAGAAACACACUGAGCGGGUUUCCUGUACCAGAUAAACGCCGUAGUUGGGCAGGAUUCAAAAAUAUUGGUCAAGAUGGACGCAAUUGCUCUCUCUCUCCCGACCGUAUCAGUGUGAUUGUGUCGGUGGAGGAUACAGGAGAAGGUAUUCCUCAAGAAGCUCAACCUCGCAUCUUUACUCCUUUUGUUCAAGUUGGUUCAUCCAUCUCUAGGAAACAAGCAGGAACCGGAAUUGGCCUUAGCAUAAGCAAAUGUUUGGUGACCCUAAUGGAUGGAGAACUUGGGUUUGUGAGCAUACCAAAGGUUGGUUCCACCUUCACAUUUACCGCGAGUUUUACAAUUGGUUGCUCGAAACAAUCUAAGAUUAUCUACCCAGAGUUUCAAUGCAUGAGAGCCUUAGUCGUUGAUUCUAGGCAAGUUAGAGCCAUUGUCUCUAAAUACCAUGUGCAAAGGCUUGGAAUUCAAGUAGAAGUAGUUCCUUCUUUAGACCAUGCUUUGUCUACUAUAAGUAUCGGGAAUGCGAUUUUCAGCAUGGUCCUAGUUGAACAAGUUGUUUGGGAUGCGGAUUCAGCAGUUUCUUCUCUCUUUGUCAACAAAUUAAGAAAACUUGACCAGCAACUUAGUUCAAAGCUAUUCAUCCUAGCAAACUCUGUUAACCAUUCCAAAAAAAGAGACAUGCUUGAGCUUCAUGGGUUGAGUAUAAUCAUGAAACCACUGAGGUCAAGUAUGUUGGCUGCGUCUUUGCAAAGAGCAAUAGGUGUGGGGAACAAGGGGAAUCUUCGGGAGCUCUCUAGUUUGUCUAUUUCGGGAUUACUUGCUGGAAGGAAGAUUCUUGUUGUGGAUGACAAUUAUGUGAACCUUAAGGUAGCUGCUGGUGCCUUGAAAAGAUAUGGAUCGCUGAUGUGGUCUUGGCUGAGAGUGGCGAGAAGGCACUCUCUUUUCUCGAGCCUCCUCACACAUUUGAUGCCUGCUUCAUGGACGUCCAAAUGCCUGCAAUAGAUGGCUUUGAAGCUACAAGAAGAAUUAGGGAAAUGGAAGAUAACAUCAAUGACCGAAUUCAGAAUGGAGACGCAUCAAUUGAAGCAUGUAGAAAUAUCUCAAAUUGGCAUGUACCUAUAUUGGCAAUGACAGCUGAUGUCAUCCAAGCUACACAAGAUGAAUGCAUUCGAUGUGGGAUGGAUGGAUAUAUUUCCAAACCGUUUGAAGGCGAGCAUUUGUAUCGGGAACUUUCGCGUUUUUUCACAAGUUCACCUCUGAUGAAAUGUAUAGAGAACUUUUGAAUGAUUGGAUAGCUCAAUCAGAAGAAUGGUUCCUUGGUCAGUUCGUAAACUGCUCAAAUGGUUGUCAUAUUUUGCUCCUAUAUAGUGAUUCUGGAACUUGAAUGAAGGAACACUUUUUCAUGCA